AUGACUGGAAUGUGGGCGAUUGAUAGUGGUGCUACUCACCAUAUCUGCAACGAUAAGACCAAGUUUACACUACUGAAUGAGCGUGAAGAAGGCGAGUUAUCGGUUGCGGAUGGCAAUAAAGCCAAAAUCAAGGGUGUGGGAACCAUUAUUGAACGAGUGGUUCUGCCCAACGGCAAAGAGCGCGAGAUUGAGAUCAAGGACGCGCUGUACGUGCCAAAGACGAACAAGAACUUGUUGUCAGUGCCGCAGAUCAACAAGAAUGGCUUACUUCAAGUGACGUUUGACGACUUGCGUAUGCACAUUGCGCACAAAGAUUCUCGACAAGUGGUGGCAACUGCUGACCUUGUGGAUGGGCUCUAUUGGCUUCGUACUUCACAGUAUUCUGCCAACUCAGCGACACCAACACACAGCGUUGAUUUGCAUGCGAGAAUGGGGCAUGCUCCAGUCAAUGUCCUUCGCAAGAUGGUCAGCAGUGGAAUGAUCAAGGACGCAAAAAUGCCCACAGAAUCAAGCCUUCAGAUGUGUCGCGGAUGUCAACAAGGUAAAAUGGCCCGAAAACCAUUUCCAAGCAAUCGUGACAAGCGGCGUUAUGAUACGUUUGAGCUCUUACAUCUUGACAUCUGUGGUCCAAUGAAACAAACAUCUUUGGGUGGUGGCAGAUACUUGCUUCAUAUUGUUGACGAAGCCAGCGGAUUCAUGAAGGGCUAUUGUCUUGGCGCUAAGUCUGACUCGGAAGAAGCGAUUACACGCUACAUUAUCAAGGUUCAGACGCAAUUUGGAAAACAAGUCAAGUUUAUACGACACGACGGAGCCCAAGAAUUUGCAACGCAAUCGCUUAAGACAUUCUACGAGGAUCAACACACCAAGCAAAUGGCACGGCAGAGCGCGCCAUCACAACAAUCGUGA
Plasmopara halstedii is the source of this 906-nucleotide messenger RNA. RefSeq names its product retrotransposon element. The coding region runs from base 1 to 906 and encodes 301 amino acids. The record is from RefSeq and is a predicted model, not a curated record. NCBI's taxonomy places the organism in Eukaryota, Oomycota, Peronosporomycetes, Peronosporales, Peronosporaceae. Gene Ontology annotation, molecular function: nucleic acid binding. The transcript has a single exon.